Molecule: messenger RNA, 5392 nt
Organism: Sitodiplosis mosellana (orange wheat blossom midge)
Lineage: Eukaryota; Metazoa; Arthropoda; Insecta; Diptera; Cecidomyiidae
Gene: mnd
Product: Y+L amino acid transporter 2
Exons: 6
Coding region: 3485-4981 (498 amino acids)
Biological process (GO): amino acid transmembrane transport
Cellular component (GO): membrane
Molecular function (GO): L-amino acid transmembrane transporter activity
Source: RefSeq, a predicted model, not a curated record
CAUCCGUAAGUGUUCUGAUGGUAGUGGCAUGGUAGCGUCGAGCACGUUGCAGUGCUAACUUAUUCCAUACUGGUUUCGGUUACGUUAGCAAAACCACAUUGUUCCCGUACUGUUUUUUCCCUUCAUCAAUUCAAUAUAGUUCAGAUUUUCUGGCUGCUCUGCAUACGAUUCAGUGGUGUACCGAUUUUAUUUUACCUUUUUUCUUCUCUUUCGUCAUUUUCUAUUCAUUUCACUCACAUUUUAAAUCGUACCUGUCAAUUUAUGGAGAAAAAAAAAACUUGGUAAAAAUUUAGCAAGAAUAAAACCAAAAAUUUAAAACCGAAUCAAUUCAUAAACGAGUGCGGAACGUUUGUACACCGGCAGAUAAUUACCGGAUUUGGUGAUAUGAUUUAAUUAAUUGUGAUUUAUUUGACCGUCAAUUGUUUUGUGUUUUCGUUCUCAAUCCCCGUGUGUAUAUGAAUAUGUGUCAGAUGUGAAUAUCGGAAUGCAAGAUAGCACCGAAUUCAAACAACUAACAUCAAAAGUGCCAGGUAUGGAUAAAACCAAUAGAGAAAAAAUCACGCGAUAUUUUCAAUUAAAUGAAUGAAUUGUGUGAGUGAGUGAGUGUGUGUGUCUGUGUGUGUAUCGUCUCUUAUCAUUUGGUUCUAUUUCGCGAAUUUGUAGAACGACGAAGGUCUGAUGAAAUCGCAUAUCACCAUUGAAUCAGCUCAACUGAACACUGAGUAUUGGCUAUUUGGAUAUUAAUUACCGUUUCAAAUUCGCUCGGUUUCUUUUUUUUUCGUUUUCGAGAAUAAUGAAAAUCAUUACGAUUAAAUUUACAGUUAAAUGGAACAUGUGUCGACCAUGCUUCUUACACUUAUCGAACAAAUUAUUGAAUAUUCAAUGAAGUUUUUCAUUUAUCUGAUGCCAAAAUAUUCGAUUCGAUUUUUUUUUGUCUAGCUUUUCUGCAAACACGUUAGUUUCGCUGGGGAAAGUAUCGGUUUUACUGGACAACUCUGUCUGUGUGUGUUUGAAAUAUCUGGGAAAUUUCGAUUUUGUCCUUAACAAAAAUAAAGAAAAUGGGAAAGAGAAGCGAUGUUUUGAUGCAUGAUUUUUUUUCUCUUUUAAGUGCUUAUUCACAAUACCAAUUUAUUAAAUAGUAUUUAUACGGUUUUCUAAUUUUACAUAAAAUAGGUACGUUUUGAGUUCAAAUAUUGAGGUCUUAUUACGAUAAAACUCAAUUUCCGCCGUGACUAUAUUCGACCGUAGAUACAGUUUUUGAUGUUUAUGUUUUUAUUUUUAAAAAAUCCUGGAUAAAAUGAUUGAUAAUGUGUGUGAUUCAUACUUGCGACGUUUUAUACAACAACAAAAAAUCAGAUAUAACGAACUCAAAACGAGUACCCAAAAAAUGACCAAAUAUCAUAUGUUGGAACACACACACACACACACACAAUUUUUGUAACACUUGCGGAUACGUUUGGAUUACGUAUGCAAUUCGUUUUAUUUGUUUAAAAUUUGGUGAAUUUGGGUUUUAAUUGCAUUUAGUCAAACUAAUUUAUGGGUAUUUAAAACAAAAAUUGUCAUCACUGGAUACAGUUGAUUCGGUCUCCUCGAGCAGAAAAUAAUAAAUUAAACGAUAAUUUUGUCUCAAAAUUCGGUUCGAAAAAUUUCGUAUGCAUACAUGAAUGCGAACCAUGUGUGAAUGCUACUGUGUUGUUCCAAUGCUAUGACACUUUUAUCACUCUCUCCCCUUCUGCCUCACGUAUGAGUUUAAUUCACAAACAAGAGCAUUAUUUUUAACAGCAAUUGCGACACAAGCAAAAUACGCACACUGAUUGCGUAUAUUUGGAAUAUGACAAAUACUUCUUUUUUUUGCUUUUUGAACGUAGUGGAGCUGAAAAACACGAAAAGUGCUAAAUUUACCAGCUCACCACCACGACAAACAACAACAAAUGUACAAAAUAAAAACAAACAAAUCGCAUCGAGUGUCGCGUUGAUGUGUGCAGUGCAUUCAAUAAAUAUGCGCCCGAGAGUUUGCGCUUGUCGAAAAAGCAGAAGAGUUUCAAACAUAUUUAUUGUUUAGCUAGAUGAUAAUAUUACGACGCGUAAAUCCAUACAAAUUGACGUUGACAAUCUCUAAAUUGUCCUAUUUAAAAUGACAAUAACCCGAUUUUCUUCGGACGGGCGAGAGAUAAUGUUGUUGUUACUGCUGCUGUGGCUGUUACUGCUGCUGCUUUGUUUUGUUUCAAAUCGUGCGAAAUAAGCAAAUUGCUUGCAUAAAUACAUAACUUCUUGAAAUGAAUGAAAAUCGGAUGAACAGUUCAUUGAACACAUCCAUAUGAUGAGUACAAAAAAUGUGUUCCCAUACACAAAGGAGCCGAAAUUAAAUAAUGUUUUUCAAUGGUUUUCAUUCCAUCGCGCAAUGGUUUGUAAAAUAGUGAUUUAUGUAUAUGACUAGAUAGAUGAACGAGAUCGAGAUGGUAAAUGUCAAUUCGAUUCAUGAUUUCGUUCCCAGCACAUAUAAUAGAAAAGUUCAUUUUGAAGCGAUUUGCACGAAAACACAUCGAUUUCGGUUACAUAAAGAGAACACGGCCAUUGUCUUUAGUCUAAACGAAUCAGUUGACAGAAACGUGGAAUAAUCUCGAUCAGAUGAAUAUUCGAAGAUAAAUGUUUAUGCUAAACUGUGUUUCACAUUUUUGUGUUUAUCCAUUGUCACUAUCACACACCCAUACAUUGCUCAAAUCCCGCAAAGUUCAACAGAUGAAUGUUCAACUAAUACACCCUUGUACGGUACACAGUUCAUAGUUUAUUAUCACACAAUAUGUGUAGAGAUCUCCCUCCUGUUGAUUUGUCGAUCCAAAUGCCUAGUUCAACGAUGAGAGAAGUGGCUUAUUAAAUGAAAUUCAUCUUCGCCUCAAGUUCCAUGUCCACACAUGUAUACACAACAUUAACGAUAACGACAAUAACACCAUCCAAAUGCUUAUCGAAUAGGCAGUCUAAAUCAAGACAAACUGCACUUUGAAUCAUUUACGCCGCGAUCUCAAUCUGAGCUGAUGAUCAUGUUAUCCGCCACAAAACUACUACACUUAUAUCCAUUCAUCUUCUUCCUGGCUACUCUCUACUACUAACUUUAGAUAAAUAUUUCCAAUAUGUGACAGUGCGCGCAACAACAACCAUAGCAACAGUCACUGAAGUGGGCAUAAAACGCAUUCAACUCUCAAACCAACCGAACUCUCGGUGAUGAUCAACAAUAUUAUAAGAUUCGUUCGCGCAAGUACAGUGAUUUUUUUUCUUUAUUGGAGUACAUAACACAUUGUUCCUCAAACCGAUCGUACAACAAUCGUUGAUACGCAACACUUUUCGGUUGAUCUAUUUGCGACGUGUUCAAAGUGUAUAAAAUCAAAUUAGUACGCGAUUGAAAGAAGGAAGAACAAAAGAACGACAACAUUUAUUUCGAUAUUAUUAGAGUGUUAGAACGAGAGCGUGUGGGGGGGCAUUUAUCAACAUGGCACGAGUAUCAGCAUCAGAAAGUGCUGUAGCACCAAAAACUGGAUUCAGCGAAUCCGAUCAAAGCAAAAAGAUAACACAGACGGAAUCGAGCGGUGACGAUGUCCAAUUGAAAAAGGAGCUUGGCUUAUUAGAUGGCGUCGCCAUUAUUGUUGGCGUCAUCAUUGGCGCUGGCAUUUUUGUAUCACCAAAAGGAGUUCUUCUAUAUUCCGGAUCCAUUGGACAAGCGAUCAUUGUGUGGAUCCUUUCGGGUAUUUUAAGUAUGGUUGGCGCUUUGUGUUACGCCGAAUUGGGCACAAUGAUUCCAAAGUCUGGUGGUGAUUACGCGUAUAUUGGUGCAGCAUUUGGUCCAUUGCCGGCGUUUUUGUACCUGUGGGUGGCUCUACUCAUCUUAGUUCCAACGGGAAAUGCAAUUACAGCUCUAACAUUUGCCCAGUAUUUACUGCAGCCAUUCUGGCCAACCUGCGAUGCUCCCAUUGAAGCUGUUCGUUUAUUUGCCGCCGUCAUUACUUGUGUUUUAACUGUAAUUAAUUGCUAUAAUGUUAAGUGGGUGACUCGUGUAACGGAUACUUUUACUGCAACCAAAAUCCUAGCUUUGCUAUUGAUCGUUGCAUUCGGUGUGUGGCAUUUAUUCAAAGGCAAUACCGGAUACUUUGAGGAGCCGAUGAAGGGAUCGAAAACCGAACCCGGCUACAUUGCAUUGGCCUUUUACAGUGGCUUAUUCUCUUAUUCCGGAUGGAAUUAUUUGAACUUUGUCACCGAAGAGUUAAGAGAUCCAUACAAAAAUUUGCCACGUGCUAUUUGCAUCAGUAUGCCAGUGGUGACGAUAGUUUAUGUGAUAACGAAUAUUGCGUAUUUUGCUGUUUUAUCGUCGGAAGAAGUUCUCGCGUCUGAUGCAGUGGCGGUAACAUUUGCAAAUAAGAUGAUGGGUAUGUUUGCAUGGGUGAUGCCAUUAUUUGUGGCAUGUUCAACGUUUGGUUCAUUGAAUGGUGCGAUAUUUGCAUCGUCUCGUCUAUUUUUCGUUGGAGCACGUAAUGGUCAUUUGCCGGCUGCCAUUUCAUUGAUCAAUGUCAAUUGUUUGACACCAAUCCCAUCACUGAUAUUCAUGUGCGUUCUCACAUUGGUUCUAUUAUUCAUUCGCGAUGUAUACAUGCUCAUUAAUUACGUAUCAUAUGUGGAAGCAUUGUUCACAUUGAUCUCCAUAUCGGGACUGUUGUGGAUGCGUCAAACCAAUCCGGAUGCCAAACGGCCGAUCAAAGUGAACAUUUUAGUGCCAUUGACUUACAUGCUCACGUGUAGUUUUCUUGUUAUAUCGUCGAUUUAUCAAGAACCAUUCGCCGUUGGAAUUGCAUCACUCAUCAUCCUAUCUGGUAUUCCCGUUUAUUAUGUUACAAUACAUCGUCCCAUUCCAUUGCUAACCAGCAUCUCGCAUAACAUUAACAUGUUUUGUGCGAAACUGUUCAUGUGUGUUGCCAAUCAAGAGAAAUUUGACUAAAAAAAACAAAUUCACACCUCCUCACCACGCUACCUUUCGGCUCAACGAAUCGCUAUUUAAUGCGAUCGCAGAUCAUUAGAAAAAAAUAUUAUUAUUAUUAAGUUGUAAGUGAAUUGUACGCCAACAGGGGAAUACAAUAUUAUAAUGAUAAUUGUAACGAUAAAUUGUAUAAAUAAAUGUAUUUUCAAAUCAGAUUGAAGCAACUCAACUUCGAUUAUGAAUAUUAAAUAUUCUCAAGACAAAGAAAAAUCGUUAAAUUUAUAAGAUGCCAAAAGUGUAAUUGAUAAAUUCAUUUGUUUUUUGCCUUUGUGCCUAAGAAUAUGAAUUUUUACCGAAUGAAAAAAAUGAAGAAGAAAAAAAUCGAUUUUGUAAGUGAAAAUAUCAAAAUACAUUUUGUUUAUAAUAAUCAAA